AUGGCUGCCAAGGAUGAGAAGAAGACGCUCGUCAAGGUGUGCGGCGUGACCACGCCCGAGGACGCGACGCAGGCCGCGGUCGCCGGCGCCGACUUCAUCGGCAUGAUCCUCUGGCCCAAGUCCAAGCGAUCCAUCCCGCUGGACGUCGCCAAGGAGGUCGCCGACGCCGCCAAGGCUGCGGGCGCGACACCCAUCGGCGUCUUCGUGGACGAAUCCGCCGAGGAGAUCGUAGCCGCGUGCGAGGCGGUCGGCAUCGACCACGCGCAGCUCCACGGCGACAACGCCCGCGCCGCGCUCACCGACCUCCCCAUGAAGAUCAAGGCUGUGUACGUCGUCUCCGCGGCGAAGGACGGCGCCAUCGUCACCCCGAUGCCGGGCGACGAGGAGAAACUCUGCGAAGAUCGCCGGACCAAGCUCUCAGGCGCGGGGGGUUGGAAGGCGGCGAUCGACUGGGUCAACGGCCCGAGGCGCACGAUCGACUGGCUCCUCGUCGACGGCGUCGUCGCGGGGUCGGGCGAGACGUACGACUGGACCAACCUGCGGGUUCCGCGCGGGUGCAGCAGGAAGGGUUGGAUCCUCGCGGGCGGUUUGGACCCCGAAAACGUUACGGACGCCAUCGGCGCGUGCAAGCCGACGGCUGUGGACGUGGCGAGCGGGGUGGCGGACGAGGGCGGGGUGAAGAAGGACCCGGUCAAGGUGGACGCGUUCAUUGCCAACGCAAAGUCGGCGUCGAUGGAGAUGGCUUGA
Molecule: messenger RNA, 747 nt
Organism: Micromonas commoda
Lineage: Eukaryota; Viridiplantae; Chlorophyta; Mamiellophyceae; Mamiellales; Mamiellaceae
Exons: 1
Coding region: 1-747 (248 amino acids)
Biological process (GO): L-tryptophan biosynthetic process
Molecular function (GO): phosphoribosylanthranilate isomerase activity
Source: RefSeq, a predicted model, not a curated record